Messenger RNA from Saimiri boliviensis boliviensis (Bolivian squirrel monkey), 1123 nucleotides. RefSeq names its product glutamyl-tRNA amidotransferase subunit C (gene GATC). Gene Ontology annotation, biological process: mitochondrial translation; regulation of translational fidelity; glutaminyl-tRNAGln biosynthesis via transamidation. Gene Ontology annotation, cellular component: glutamyl-tRNA(Gln) amidotransferase complex; mitochondrion. The record is from RefSeq and is a predicted model, not a curated record. NCBI's taxonomy places the organism in Eukaryota, Metazoa, Chordata, Mammalia, Primates, Cebidae.
GUGAUGGUACGGGAUAAGGUUCCUCCCACUGGUCUCACUGCAGCUGUUCUCCACCCUCCCAGUCCCAAGCCCCGUAAAAUACGAUGAGGGUGGCGGAGGCAGCGCGAAGAACGCGGGGCCUGGGAACUGAGGCGCGAGAGCUCACCUGAACACACUGCUGGUAGCGCUUGAAGAGAUCGGUGCACGGGUCCCCGGAGCUGUCCCCCUUGAGAAACUUCUCGGCGAACCAGCGAUUGAAGCACUGGUCGUACUCGCGCUUCAUGUCGGUACAUGCCUCCCCCACACUGUUCAUGGCGGUAGCGGUGACGGCGGCGACGGCGGCGCACUCUGAUGUCAUCACUGAGUCGCGCCGCUCGGCGUUACGUACGGACACACUACGGGGGCCAAGGAAGGAAGAAAUGUGGGCGCGGGCGUUGUGGCUAGGCCUUCGGGCCCCGCUGGGCGGGCCCCGGGGCUUCACCUCCAAGACAGAUCUUCAGGGCAGUGGCCGAAUCACGGCCGAGGUGAUCGAGCACCUGGAGCGUCUAGCACUUGUGGACUUCGGCAGCCGGGAGGCAGUAGCGCGGCUGGAGAAAGCCAUCGCCUUCGCCGACCGGCUACGCGCCCUGGACACCGACGGGGUGGAGCCCAUGGAGUCGGUCCUGGAGGACAGAUGUCUAUACCUGAGAUCCGACAAUGUAGUAGAAGGCAACUGUGCUGAUGAAUUACUACAAAACUCCCAUCGUGUCGUGGAGGAGUACUUUGUGGCCCCUCCAGGUAAUACCCCUUUGCCAAAGCUGGAUGAACAAGAGCCAUUCCCACACAGCUGAGGAACUCAUUGUGGAAAGGGGGUACUCUGAACACGUGGAAGCACAAUGACAGUAUUUUCUUACCGUGAACACUAAUGUUCCUGCUUUUCUCAGUUACCUAAAAAAAUGGACGCUUAAGCAUUUCUAAUAACAGACUCUUCUGAAGACAGAAUUGGGAAAUAUCUAGCCCAAUAAGUUCUAGAGCCCAAAGAUCUAUAACAGUGAGUUCCUGAUGCUAACUGAAAUGAAAGGAAAGCAAAAGUCAGCUUCCAAGGUAUUCACUUAACAGGCCUGUUCAGUAAGGAAGACACUAUUUAUCUGCCUUUAACCCCAAA